Molecule: messenger RNA, 8102 nt
Organism: Rhopilema esculentum
Lineage: Eukaryota; Metazoa; Cnidaria; Scyphozoa; Rhizostomeae; Rhizostomatidae
Biological process (GO): protein import into nucleus; RNA export from nucleus
Cellular component (GO): nuclear pore
Molecular function (GO): protein binding; structural constituent of nuclear pore
Source: RefSeq, a predicted model, not a curated record
AUCUGAGAGAGGGCUCAGUAGAGCUUUUAAGGUUAAGGUUAUGCAUUUUCAACACUGAUCUCUAUAAAAGUCUUUAGUAGAGAUCAGUGAUUUUCAAGGCUUGUAGCCUCGGAAUCAGAUCUGUGAGAUUUAUGUACAUUUACUUGAGGUAGUAGAAGUUCCCGCUUCUUGGAAAUAAGUAGCCUGCAAUCACGAGGAAAGUGUGAUAUAUAGGUGCAUCUCUUUUGCCAACAAACUAAUAGCAAAAUGGGUGACACGAAUUUUGAAUUGGAUGUUGAGGGCUUCUGCUUUAAGCAGAUGACCAAGCUGCAGGUUUUCAACUCCCCAGAAAACCUCAUGACAGAUGCAACAAAUUUGAUCACUGUUUCAAAUCAAUUUGGAAAAAUCUUUGUUGCUGCAGGGACAGAAAUAAAAAUGAUUGACAUUGCUGUGAUUGAGACCCUUACAUUUCAAGAAGAUGCUGAUCCAACCCAUGUUGUUUCAAGUUUCGACCAUAAAAGUCUGGAGACUGGGAAGGCGAUAAAAUACAUUGCCCUGUCGUGCGAUGGGUUGACAUUGUCGGCUGUUUAUUUUGAAAACAAUAGCUUGUGGAUUGGAUGUGUAGAUAUACGAUAUAUUGGAGACCAGAAUUUACCAAGUCCCUUCUUUGCAAAAGGACAGCUUACUGCGGAGCCAGAUGUAUACCUUCGUGAACUGGAAUGGAACCCAGAGGAUCCUAAAUUAGCAAUAAUUUGUUUAUCCAACGGUUCAGUGUCGUUCAUCCAACUGUCAGAUCAAUCUGUAUGCAUUGUUGCCACUCUUCCAGAAACUAAAAAGUCAUCAUCAGUCAACUGGAGCCCAAGAGGAAAAAAUUUUGCUGCAGGACAUAAUGAUGGUUCAAUUGUUUUAUAUGACAAGAAAAUGACUGUGAAGAAAGAGCUGCCAUGCCCUGAUGACGUCAGAGGUCAUAAAGUCGCCAAAGUCUGUUGGAUCAUGAGUCAUAACUUUGCAGCUGUUUAUACGAACACAGAGAACGAAGAGCCACCAAAGUUUGUCUGCAUCGUUUCCAAUAAAGAUGAGCCAAUUGCCUACACGAACAUGGAGGAUGUUUACUUUGGCCUAAAUGAAGAAAGAACACUUUCGUUUUACAUCAAGACUAUUCCACAAUGGAAUUUACUAGUCACAAUGGCUAGCAAUGCAUUCGAAGGGGUAGUCAUUGGUAAAGUUGGGGAAAAGUGGAUGAGAUGGGUACUUAGUGAUGAUGGUAGGGCAGAAAUGCCUUUGACAGAAGAUGGAGAUGAAACGUUUCCAUGUGGUCUUCAUAUAAACCUCAAUUCAACUAUGGUGAUUAAGGAGGGAGAAUCAACACUGCCGCCAACUCCGAUGUUUCUAAUGGUGUCAACAAACGGGGUUCUCUGCCCAUACCAAAUGGUUAACAAAAUGCCUGGCGUUAAACACCAGAUAUUAAUGAGACAAACAGCACUAAUCAAAGACGGUGUGCAUAAACCAAUAUCUGAUGACCAAUCUGGGGAGAGAAGACCGGUUGAAGCAAGUGCCAGUGAAGUUAAAGGCUCGUUGCCAAAGCCGUUUGGUAGUUUGACAUCCACUGGUGCUUCUGCUUCUGCUACAAAGCCUGCCCCAGCUGCAGACUCAAAAAGCCAACAGACACCAGCUUUUCCUGGUACAUCAGCUUUUCCUGGUACAUCAGCUUUUCCUGGUACAUCAGCUUUUCCUGGUACAUCAGCUUUUCCUGGUACAUCAGCUGGUUUCGGUCAACAGCCAACACCCGGUGGAUUUUUUACAGCGCCUGCAACAGGAUCCCUUUUUGGUACAGGAGGACAAAACUUGUUCAGCACACCCACCAAAACUGACUCGCCAGCUUCAAAUGUGCCAAAGCCUGGUGGCUUGUUUUCAUCCACAGCUGUAUCAAAUAAGCCACCUGUCGGCAUGUUUGGCAAUGAGGUCAAGACAGAUCCACCAACAAAGGGUGAAGGAAGUGCCUCUUUGUUUACUGCAUCAUCAAAACCUGCUUUUGAUUUGGACGGGAAAACAGCCAAGUUUUCAGCAGUAGAAGCAAGCAGGCCCCUGUUUGGAGCAGAUAAACUGACAUCUUCAUCACAAGCCAGCUCUCAACCGUCCAUUUUUAGCUCUAAUGCUCCAUCUACUUCAUUCAGUUUUGUUUCACCAAGAGAACCUCAAACUGUAACACAAAACCAACCUGUGUCACAAGCGCUUUUUACCUUUUCCCAGGCUCCUGUUUUACCCAAAUCUACCAUCCAGGACAGCAAACCUUUGCCUGGAGCAGAAAACGUAAUGUCUUCUUCACAAAGUAAUACUCAGCCGAAAUUUUUCAGCUCCAAUACCCCAUCCUCCUCGUUCAGCUUCGUUUCGCCAAGGCAACCUCAAGCUGCUUCAGAAACACAUUCUGGUCCUCUAGCUUUUUCAGGAGCCACACAACCUUUUGCUUUCCCCAAGACUUCAGUAACAUCUGAAACAAGUAUGCCUGUACCGCAAUCCUCAGUAGCUACACCGUCAACUGUUUCUUUGGUCAAACCAUCCCCAACAACUCAAGCGAAACUUCAAAUGCAGUCUAAAGAAGCAGGGAUGACACUGGCUCAAGGUCAAAGACCGACUCCAUCUGGCAUUAUUCCUCCUGAAAGUAGAUUACUUCAGUCUUUUGAAGAUGCUGGCAAAGUGACUCCCGAACCCCAGACGAAUGCCAGCAUGAACUUCACAGGAGCCCAAGAAACAACAUCAACUGAGACAGUGGCAGUUCCAAAGGAGAACCUAGGGGAUGAUGAGUCUGCAAAAAUUGAGGAAAUGACAGAACAGCUUGGAACGGACAUCAAUACGAAAAUCAAGGAAGAGAUCAACGUGUUUGCUGGAGAGCUCAAGAGCUUCAAAGAAGAAAUGUCUGAUUGCAAAGAGCUCUAUAAAGAAAUUGGCCUAGGCAAAGAUGUAAGGGCCUUGAAAAGCGAGACGGAGUCUCUCAGGCAAUCUGUCGUUGAUUUAAAGACAUGUCACGAGGAACAUCGUAAUGAGUUUUCGCAGCAAAAGAACAAGAUGCUCAAUCAGUUUGAUAAUCUUGAACAGGCAAGGUUUCUACAAACCACUAUGCACGAUAAAAGAUAUAACAACCUACUCAAGACUCGAUCUCUUGAUCCUGUUGCUGCACGCCAGAGAAAGGAGCUAAGAAGCCAACUAAGUUUCCUCACUACACUCAUCAGUGAGGCGAAUGAUUCUUUAGAUGCAGAGUGGGAGCAAGCCAAGAUGACCACUGAUCGAAGGUCAAAAGGUCUGAAAUCAAAUGGAGCCCACAGCAUAUAUAUAGCAAUGGAAUCAAUUGAGAAGAUUAUAAACAAUCUUGCUGACAGGGUUGAGAAUAUCACCUUACAAGCAGAGAAAGACCAGUUAAUUUCAAAGCCUUUUGGAGACAGACAAAGCUUUAUCAGCAACACUAAACUUGAGGACGGCGAGAUUGAUCUUACAGUCAAGAUAAAUGAGGAAAAACUGAUGCCAGAGAGCAAAGUGCGCUUUUCCCCAAUGAAACAAUCGCAUUUCAAGUCUUUCUUAUCAAAGAAGCAAUCACCUCCAAGAAGAAAAGUUAAUUACCAAGUAUCAGACAUCUCUUUGGCGGGCAGACCAAAAGCUGCUUCGACUCCAGCUGUUGGUGCGCCAGAGCGCAAAUUAUUUAAGUUCCCGUCCGAAACACCGGUUGUUAACGGGAAAUUCUCCGCCUUGAAAGAAUCCACGUUUGAAAAACCACCCACAAAAGACAAGGCUAAGGCUACUCCGUCUGUUGUGGCCACGCCCGGCAAAUCACUGCAACAGUUUACAUCAAAGCCGGUAACUCCUUUCAAAACCUCAUCUACGUCACAAGUGCAAUUCAAUGUGCCUGAGGAGAAGCCAGCUGUUAAAUGUGGUCAGCUUGGACAAGCAGCAACUGGAUUCAAAGAUACUUCAUUGUCUGGAGGUCUUGGUAACGCUGUAAAGGUUACUGAAAAGACAGCAUUUGGGAGUCAUCAGUCUUUUAAGGUCAGUGACAAGCAAAGUGAAGCUGUUAAGGUGUCGCAGCAAUCUCAUAUUCCACAGCAGACUUCAAGCCACAGUAUUCCUAUUGUUAAGUCAUCAGAUAUGAAACCAAAGCCUGAAGGGGUAAAGAAUUUCGAAGUUGAUACUUCCAGCGCAAGCAAAACUUCUGGUAUCACUGCACCUACAGGGAGCCAGUCAGCCUCCAUGCCUGUUCAGAAAAUAACUGCAUCUAAUGCGACAGGUGUUAGCUCUAUUUCACAAUCCAGUUCCCAGGACUCAGCCAAUAUGUAUCCCCAACCGUUUCAAUUGUUUACCGGAAGCUCUGUCAAACCUUCACCGGCAAGUGGCACAUCAUUUAUCAAGAGUGCAACAUCAGCUAUGCCCAGUUUUAAGGAAAGUCCUGGUUCACAAGGAGGUGGUUCCGCUGCCUUACAGAUGGAACUUUCAAAAACAGUCCCGGUGUCUAAAGUUGUUUUGGGUGAAGCAGCUUCGAACGAUAAAGGUGGCAGUUUUUCACUAUCUUGUUUGCAAAAGUCAACGGAUAGUCAAGCUGUUUUGACUAGGGAAACAGCUGUGCCAAUUUCAGCAAGCAAAGAAGUUUCCAGCGGCAGUCCUGCAUCCAUAUCUUCAGGCAUGUUUGCGAAGACUACAUCUAUUGUCACUGUCACAACAAGCCAAGAUACAUUUGCCAUUGGAAGUGCAUCCACGCCUCUUUUCGGUCUUCCGAAGCCCGUCUUUUCCAGUCUUCCUUCUGCAGCUACACCCUCUGCUGCUAGCACGCUAUUUACAAGCAAAUUCCAACCUGCUUCCAAAACGACCCAACCAAAUCAAAGUGCUGCAUCGGAAGCAAAAAGCGCCACUUCGGUGACUGCAGACUUUAAAGCCCUACUUCCUCAAGCCUCUGAAAGCACGGCAAUAAAGUCUUCGAUAAAUUUGCCUCCCUCAAAACCGUCGAUUGCCUCUUCCAUUGUGGGCACACAGACUUUGUCUUCGUCACUAUUUGCAACUCAAUCCUCAGUUGAUAAAGCGGAUGUUCCUAAAGCCACAACUUCCACUGCUCUCUUUGCAACCACAGCUGCAACAACAACAUCAUCAUCAUCAUCAUUGCCUUCAACAACAACCAGCCUCUUCUCUGCAAGGAGCGCAGCCUCUUCCUCAAUACCAGCUUUUGGUAGUCAGUCUUUUCUAGGGCUGAGUGGCAAGCCAGCAGAGAUCCCAAAAGAGCCAGAAACGACCAAUGUCACUCCUUCUUUGAGCACCGCCCCUUCAUCAGCACCUUUUUCAACUUCCUCCUCGAUUUUCGGGGGCCAGUCUUCCUUAUUCCCAGCUUUAGGAGCAAAGACGACUGAAAGUAAACCUAGUGCAUUUGGAGCUAUAACAGGCUCUAGUGCCCCAGCAUUCGGUACACAGUCGCCAUUUACAUCAUCAGGUGGCAGUGUACAAAGCAAAGAACAAGGAGAUCCACCAAAACUUUUUAGUGCGCAGUCUUCAACAUCAGUAACAUCGUCAUCUUUGUUUGGCAGCAGCUCUUCAACUGGUCUGUUCAGAACUGCACCGACCACAACACAACCGCUUUUUGGUGCACAGACUGGAACUUCAUCCUCUGGCCUGUUCACUCAGUCUACUUCCAGUGGCUCUUCAACCAUUGGACAACAACAGUCGAUUGGUUUAUUCGGGUCAAAGCUAACCAAUACUCAAGCAAGCACAGGUGGUAUUUUCGGAGGCACACCGUCUGCAAGUAAUGGUGGUGGCCUGUUUGGGACCAAGCCUGUCAGUACUUCUGGGAGCCUUUUUCAAACUUCCAGUACAAGCCAGUCACCAUUUGGACAGAGUAAUUCUGCUUUUGGGUCGCAACCAUUUUCAGGGGGUGCAGGUUUUGGUGGUUUAGGGCUAGGUGGCAAGCCGAAUAACGAUCCGAGCAAGAACCCCUUUGGCACUGUUCCAUCUUCCACAUCCUCAUCCAGUGGUCCAAGUUUAUUUGGUGCAUCGUCAGGAGGGACUAGCUUUGGUUCCUCACCAACGUCAUCUUCGCCAACAAGAGGAACAUUCUCCAAAGGUUUUGGAGCGGGUUUCCUUGGAGCACCAUCUUUUGGUUCUACUUCAGCAUCAACAGCCUCUUCUGGAUUUGGAAGCUCUGCUGUUUUUGGUGGAGCGCCAUCAUUUGGAAGUACACCAGCAUUUGGUGGUGCCCCAACGUUCGGUUCAACUUCACCUGGUUCUUUUGGCACACCUGCCUCUUCAGGUGCAGUUUUUGGCUCAAACACAAGUAUGUUUGGCCAGCAGUCCGGUUUUGGAUCUUUGGCCCAACAGUCCAGUCCAUUAUUUGGCCAGUUAAGCUCACAAGCCGGAAAUUCAGCUUUUGGAGGCGUGACAGCAAACCAAAACCAACCAUCCUUUGGAAGUCUUUCUUCCAACCAAAACCAGCCUUCAUUUGGAAAUCUAAACCAGUCAAGCUCUUUUGGACAGCCAGGACCUGUGUUCGGGCAGUCAAGCAGUCCCCAAGGGUCAUCAUUCUCAGCAUGGAGGUGAGAAGCAAGGAAUGAUGGUGUAAUUUUUAAGUGCAUGGAGUAGACGAAAAUGACAUGAAGUUAGGAACAGACAGACAAUUGUUUUCUAAAUCUACUUCGCUUCCAUGAUAAUUGCUUUUGUUUUAUAUAUUCUCCAAUAUUUCUUUUGACGAGUUUGUGUUUAAUGGUCGUUGCUUAUAAAAGGAUUAGCUUAUAAAUCAUGUUUUCGGUCACUGGCUUUUUUGGCCAAGGAUUUUAAGAGAUCCCGUGUGUUGUAUGACAAAUUAUACUUAGGUAACUCGGUACAUUUAUAAACCAUAAUUAAAAAACACACAUACACGAUCAAAACUUUUUCUCAAAAUUUUCGCUGCCCUUCGGCAGCCUACUCACAGAUUAACAUUUCCAAUUUUAACGAUUUUUGUCUAAUUAAGAAUGUUCGUGUUUUGGAAGCAGAAAUAAAGUAAGUAUUUGAAAAAUAGACGGGCACAGCAAUUUGAGAGCACUGUUGCCAUGCCCAUUUUAGUAAAGAAGUAACAGGACCUCGCCAUUUCAUCAAUGAGAACCCUUUUAUAGGCAUUUGAUCGUCAAUUAAGCACAGUAUUAAAUAUCAUAAUAUUGUAUAAUGAAAUAUAUUUUUAUGAAAGGUGGGAGGGGCAUGUACCCCAAUGCCCCCUAGUUCACAUGUCAGUGUCAGUAGUUGUGGCAAAUGCGACUUCAUAUAUACACAUGCUUCCUGAUUCACCUCAAGUAAAAGAACCUGAAAUUCCUUUUUAUCCUCUGAGUUUUGUUUGUUUUGUUCCCUACACCUUUCAAAUAUUUUCCACAAUCGAGUGCCUUCCUAUUAUGACCCAAAAAAUCAAAACACAGCUACCCAGUUGUUUCUUGCCUGUUUUCUUGUAUGAAGUUUGCCUUGGUGCCCUGACUGUUUAAGGGUGUCCAUUUAAAGCAAACCCCUUAACUAAUUUGCCUAUCAAUGUUUUAGCAAACAAGAGGAAACCCCUUUAAGUUCCGUUCUGCGAGUGACUAACUACCAAUGCUUCUUUAAGCUAGGGGUGAAUCCUCUCAAAGCAGCCCAUAGAAAUAGUAGCAGCCUUAGAAAUCUGCCAUUGAAUUUCUUUUGUAUAAAGUGAGAAGUCUUUGUCUUGCCCAUUUGCGCAUUAACUAAUUUUUUCUAGCUUAUUAGUUUCGUCGAUUUAAUUGUCCUAGCGUAUGAUAAAAGACUGAAGCAUGAACAUUUCAUCGUAUUUUCUGUGUAUUUUUCCUGCUUUUCUUAGCGAUGAUAAUCGACAUUUUCUGUCAGUCGGCUCCAACAUUCCUCCGUUUACACAAAGAGAGCCUCUUGUCUCAGAUUGAAUAGCCAGUGUUUCAGCUAAAAGUUACAAUUUUGGCGAAAGUAUAAGCUUGAUGGUAAAAUGGGUUACACCACAGGAUGCAGAAGAUUAUUCCCUUUCUUUUGGUGUUUUCAAAAAACAAAUUGGACCACGUUUGACGAAGUUAUUCGACUUUUUUACAAUUUUUGGCGAGGGGGAUUCAGGUUUGCACAAAGCAGUUCAGAAAAAACAAUAGGCUUGUGAUUCCCAGAGU